Molecule: messenger RNA, 1269 nt
Organism: Hypoxylon fragiforme
Lineage: Eukaryota; Fungi; Ascomycota; Sordariomycetes; Xylariales; Hypoxylaceae
Exons: 3
Coding region: 1-1269 (422 amino acids)
Biological process (GO): chromatin remodeling; regulation of DNA-templated transcription
Cellular component (GO): chromatin; nucleus
Source: RefSeq, a predicted model, not a curated record
AUGGCAUCUGAAGCCACAGUCCCAGAAGAAAUGGGAGCUGGAAGUGUAGAUGGCACACCCACCAACGAAUUCUCAUGGCUACAGCCACACGUUAUAUUCGUGGUCAUCCUUGUUGGUGAAGAAGAGACUCCAUUUGGAAUUCAAAAGGACUUUCUUCGCGCCAAGUCAACUUUCUAUGCCUCCCAUUUUGCCGACGAACAAGGCGACGAGACCGAGAGUGACAAGCUGGAGCACAUUGUCAAACUCCCCCACACUACCCCCGAGGUCUUCGGAUUCGUUCAAAACUUCCUAUAUACUAACCGACUGUUCACUGGUGUGGACACUCUACCCGGUUACGAAGUUCUGAUUGCCACCUGGAAGCUUGGAUACGAGUUGGGCAUUGAUGGUCUCUGUGAAGAAGCUCUCGAGGCCAUGACUGAGUGUAGACGAAUCACACAACAUAUCCCAGCUACUCCGCUCCUCGUCCAGGCAUGGAAAGAUGCCCCCGAGGGUUCUUCGAUCCGCAAACUUCUCCUUAACUGGGCAGCUGAAUACAUAAGGUCGUCUGAAUCUCGCCAGGAAUUCACAAAGUCCCUCCCGCAAGAAGUGUUGAGUGAGCUUGUGAUAGCCAUGAGCCAUCUUAACUCUUCCCCUGCCAUACAGGUUAACACCGGUCCAUCCCCCUCGGGACAGAACCAGGGAAAGAAUGUACAUUACCUCGAGGCCGACGAGAGUGAUGAUGAGUCUCACCACAAGGCACAGAAGCGCCAUCAUUCCGAUAUCAUGUCGAAUCGGCCGAGUCCGAGUGAGCAAAAGGUCAGACUUAAGAAGUCUGCCCAAAGAGUGUCACUGCCUGCACCAAAGCCUGCCAAAGCUAAGAGAGCCAGCAAUGGUCAGAUGGAUGACCACAUCUACUCAUCAGACCAGAAGUUGAACUUCUGUGCGGACCUACUGAGCCGAAUGCUCUCUGGGCCUGGCUUCUGGACCCGUCUAGUCGGCCCCUUCCGAGAGCCCGUCCGCCCCGUCGAGGACGGCGUGCCGGACUACUUCGACAAGGUCGCCGCGCCCAUGGACCUCAGCACGGUCAAGGCCAAGAUGGACCGCCGCGAGUACAAGAGCGACGAGGAGUUCGUCACCGACAUCCGCCAGAUCUUCACCAACUGCUAUCUCUACCACAAGCAAGGGUCGCCUAUGUGGCAGAACUGUGAGAAGUUCGAGAGGACGUUUGAGGAGAAAUACAAGACGAUGCCGAAAUGGAUCUCGAAGAUGGAGGGCGAGGAGGCUUCUUAG